Messenger RNA from Hibiscus syriacus, 556 nucleotides. Its product is annotated as embryogenesis-associated protein EMB8-like. The record is from RefSeq and is a predicted model, not a curated record. The transcript has 7 exons. Gene Ontology annotation, molecular function: monoacylglycerol lipase activity; short-chain carboxylesterase activity. Bases 1 to 471 code for a protein of 156 amino acids. Lineage: Eukaryota; Viridiplantae; Streptophyta; Magnoliopsida; Malvales; Malvaceae.
AUGGCAGUGUCCUCAUCUUCAGACAGCCUUUUUGAGUUUUCACGAAGGCCUCCUCCUGUUACUUAUAGACGACGUUUAUUCCGUGCUUUUGAUAGUGGAACAAUUGCUCUGGACUGGCUAACUUAUUUGGAUGUUGUGGAGGGUCCCUCUGGCAUAAUUGAUGGUUCUGCUGUUCGUAAAGGUGAUAAAACUCCGAUUGUCAUUGUCAUUCCUGGCUUGACCAGCGAUUCUACUGCUGCAUAUGUGAAGCAUCGUGCAUUCAACAUGGCAAGACAGGGUUGGAGUGUUGUUGUAUGCAAUCAUCGUGGUCUAGGAGGUGUAUCUCUAACUUCUGAUUGCUGUUAUAAUGCUGGAUGGACUGAAGAUGUACGGAAAAUCAUUGACCAUAUACGCUGUGAAUAUCCAGAAACUCCUCUAUUUGCUGUUGGAACUAGUAUUGGUGCCAAUAUUCUGGUAUAUGAAUUGUUCUGAUUAUGUUUAUGAGCAUAACGAAUGUAAUUAAGGAUUGGAAUUUACAUUUUAUUUUGAUUUUUUUCCUUGGAAGAGGUAGUGCUUC